Molecule: messenger RNA, 4873 nt
Organism: Capra hircus (goat)
Lineage: Eukaryota; Metazoa; Chordata; Mammalia; Artiodactyla; Bovidae
Gene: IP6K1
Product: inositol hexakisphosphate kinase 1
Exons: 6
Coding region: 647-1972 (441 amino acids)
Biological process (GO): phosphatidylinositol phosphate biosynthetic process; inositol phosphate biosynthetic process
Cellular component (GO): nucleus; cytoplasm
Molecular function (GO): inositol hexakisphosphate kinase activity
Source: RefSeq, a predicted model, not a curated record
GCCAUCUUGUUGUUGAUCCGUACCUAGUGGGCAGCGCCGGGAGCUGGACCGAGCGGCCGGUGCGGGGCCGCUCCUGCGGAUCUCAGCCACCUGCGCUGCCUGCCAGGGGGCGGGCCGAAACCUGGAGGCCUGGGGGGCCCAGCUCCCGUGGGGAGCCGUGGGCGCCCGCUGCCCGGGUCGGGCCGGUGAGUGACAGGAGCCGGGCCGAAAGACCGGCCUGACGCCGCGGGGCGGGCGGCGGCGGGCGCGGGGUUGGAGCUGGCCCGCGCAGGGCAAGGGCAUCGGUUGAGCAUCGCUUGAGCGUCUUCAUCGGCAGCCCGUGAAGUCUCCUCGAUGCUGGUGCCGAGGUCGCAGGACGGCCUCGGGGUAGAGGUCCGAAAGCCCCGCGCCUGAGGGCUGGCCGGCGGGGUAGCGGGAAACUAGUUUCUGUGACUGAAGCCCUGGGCUCCAUUGACCCGCAGCGCUGAAACGUGUCCAGUGCCAGCUUGAUGCUCUCCGGGGUCUUGUGUUGUUCCCAGGAGAGAAGAAUAAGCUGAGCAGACUCUGACCGUCGGUUUUCAGCCCGCCAGGACCCUCUGCGCAGCUCUCCUUUCGUGGCUCAUGUGCCACAUCCUCUGCCCUCAGUGUGCAGCUGGCCCCCAACGCAAUGUGUGUUUGUCAAACCAUGGAAGUGGGGCAGUAUGGCAAGAACGCGAGUCGGGCCGGAGACCGGGGAGUCCUCCUGGAGCCCUUCAUCCACCAGGUGGGCGGACACAGCAGCAUGAUGCGCUACGACGACCACACUGUGUGCAAGCCCCUCAUCUCCCGGGAGCAGCGCUUCUACGAGUCCCUCCCUCCUGAGAUGAAGGAGUUCACCCCUGAGUACAAAGGAGUGGUAUCCGUCUGUUUCGAGGGGGACAGUGACGGUUACAUCAACUUGGUGGCCUACCCGUACGUGGAAAGUGAGACCGUGGAGCCGGAUGACACACCGGAGCGGGAGCAGCCUCGGCGCAAGCACUCCCGCCGGAGCCUGCACCGGUCGGGCAGUGGCAGUGACCACAAGGAGGAGAAAGCCAGCCUACCCCUCGAAACCUCGGAGAGCCCCCAGGAGGCAAAGAGUCCAAAGGUGGAGCUACACAGCCACUCAGACGUCCCUUUCCAGAUGCUCGAUGGCAACAGCGGUCUGAGUUCUGAGAAGAUCAGCCACAACCCUUGGAGCCUGCGCUGUCACAAGCAGCAGCUGAGCCGCAUGCGCUCCGAGUCCAAGGACCGGAAGCUCUACAAGUUCCUCCUGCUUGAGAACGUGGUGCACCACUUCAAGUACCCCUGCGUGCUGGACCUGAAGAUGGGCACCCGGCAGCAUGGCGAUGACGCGUCCGCCGAGAAGGCUGCGCGGCAGAUGCGGAAGUGCGAGCAGAGUACGUCGGCGACGCUGGGCGUCAGGGUCUGUGGCAUGCAGGUGUACCAGCUGGACACGGGGCAUUACCUCUGCAGGAACAAAUACUAUGGCCGUGGGCUCUCCAUCGAAGGCUUCCGCAACGCACUCUAUCAGUACCUGCACAACGGCCUGGACCUGCGGCGUGACCUUUUUGAGCCCAUCCUGAGCAAACUGCGGGGCCUGAAGGCCGUGCUGGAGCGGCAGGCCUCCUACCGCUUCUACUCCAGCUCCCUGCUGGUCAUCUAUGACGGCAAGGAGUGCCGGUCUGAGUCCUACCUGGACCGCCGGUCCGAAAUGCGUCUGAAGCACCUGGACACCAGCCUCCCAGAGGUGGCCCCGCCCUGUAGCCCUAGCACCAGCCUCAGCGGCACCAGCCCGGAGGCGGGCCCCUUCUCUCCGCCCAAGGUGGACGUCCGCAUGAUCGACUUUGCACACAGCACGUUCAAGGGCUUCCGAGAUGACCCCACAGUGCAUGACGGGCCCGACCGAGGCUAUGUGUUCGGCCUGGAGAACCUCAUCAGCAUCAUGGAACAGAUGCGGGACGAGAACCAGUAGGCCCAGCUUGGGGCCCCCCGGACCCCCUUCCUCUCCACCCGCAGGCAGGGACCAUUGCUCUCAACUCGCCGUGAGGACACACAGACUUGCUUUUAAAGGGUUAUAUUUCUCUUUGGUGUAAACUAAAAGAAAUGUUUUUAGCUGUAGCCUGGAAUCCAUAUAUAUAAAGUGACGGAGGGCAGAACACGUCCUCUCAGCCAGGCUGCCUAGCUUGACAGCUCUAACUGCUGUGUCCAGGCAGACUUAGGAAGGAAGAGGUGCCCCUGGUGGGCCUGGCAGCAGGGACAGGUUGCCCUUGGACUUUGGUUUCUCUUGCCCAGGUCUUUGGGGUCUGUGACUGCAGGGUCCUGCUAGUUGCAGGGUGAAGCCCUGGGUUGGUGCAGGGCCCUUCCAUGUUCAUUCACCCCUGGUUCCUCACUCACAGAGGGUUGGGUGUCCAUCUCUUGGGGGACUUUGUAGCCUGUGCUGUGGGUAUCACCCAUCUCUUUGACAGGUGUUCCCAGGGCACCACGGGCCAACUGUACACAGCUGGACCCUUCCUGGUUCUGACCUUGGCAUGAGGCUAGAUUUGUGAAGCUGUGCUGAAGCCAGCUAUGGCAGAGGGCAGGCUCUGGGAUCCCCAGGCACUGUUUGGCACUUGAACCUGCUCCUGCCUGCACACCCCAGCCAGCCUUUCUCACCAAGAUCCCUUGCCUAAGGACGCCAUCCCCUCUUGCCCCACUGGAGGGGUCCCUGCUCUGUGUGCUAAGGAGAGUCAGCCUCCCAGCAGGCUUUGGGGCCUCCGACGGCUCUGACCCAGACAGUAUUUGCAGCCCCUGGGCUGUGGGCAGGAAUCUGCUUCCUCUGGCUUCUUGGGCAGCUCUGCUGCCUCGGAGAGACUGCUCCUUCCGGGGCUCAAAGGCCGUGGUCCGCUCAGGGUCUUAACCUCUCCCCAGGCCAAGCUAAAGGCAGCAUCCCACUAUGAGGAGCUCCAGGCUUGUGAGGGAGAAUUUUAAGCUUGUUUGCUUUUGAGGACAUUGGGCGCUGGGUGCAGAUGCCCAGAUUCUGCCAACUAGAGUUUUGUGUUACCAGUACCGGGGUCCCAUCCGUCUGUCCGUUCGUCCAUGUGCCAGCCCCUGUGAUCUUUUCCCCUGAGGUGUAGCCUUGUUCAGUAGUGAGUAUUGAUUUCCCUCAUGCUUCCCUCAGCAGAAUAUCCUCUUCCCCAUUUCUGAGGUGAGCUUUUGCCCCUGUGCCCUUCCUCAGCGGGUGCUACCUUUUAAAAAGUGGUAGCAAAAUGAGUCGGAGGAGGUGUUUCCCUGCUAGCUCAGAGCGUCUCUGUGAGCCUGCAGCAUGGCCCCCUCGGCACUCAGCAGUGACAGUGCCACAGUGAAGACCUCUAGGGGGUGACCCCUUCCUUGGCGAUGGUUUCAGUGAUUUUGCUGCCAGCCCGUAAUAGCACAGAGACCUGCCACCUCUAGCAGGUGUGGCCAGGAGCUCCCCUAGCUGUUGCCGAUGUUAGUGGCCUCCCCUCUGAGUCCAGGGCCAUUGUCUUUGUCACUGCUAGCAUGUCCCUGUUAUGGCAUUAAUGGUAAGCCUGCCAGCCUGAGUCUGAGAGGCCUCAGUAACUGAUGGACUACUUUCCCGGUUCCUUAGAGACGCAGCCUCACAUAGCUUAAAUGGGCUCCACGAUGGGAUCCCCUCUCUCGGCCCUCUGACCCUAGUGCCGUUAGUGGGCAGGUUCCCAUUCCUGGGGGCCAGGAGGAGUAGCCUGUCUGUUUCUGGUCGGUAAAGAGCAUCUUCCUCGUGUACUAUUCUGUGGCUUCAGCCAUGGGGGGCGGCGGGGAGCUCUUCCUUAGCGUGGCUAGUCAUUUCCUGGCAAGGCCGAGGCUAAACCAAAGGGUCUGGGCCCACUUGGGACCCACUUGAUGGCACCUCCCCAGUGUGGGGAUGUGCCGUGCUUCCUGAAUUAGUGUCCUGUGGGAGUUGCUGCCCCAUUCUGCUCUUCAUUGUGAGAGAGGUUACACCCACUCAUAUGCAGUAUUUUCCCGGCAGUAAAAGAGCAGGGCUGGUAUUUGCUGCUGCUUUCCCAGGGCAGGGUCCCUUUUCAGCACUUUUGAACACUUGCAAGACACAGCCCCGUUACCUAACGGGUGGGGGGCAUGUGUGUGCACUCGCUCUUUGCCACUAUUUUGCCCUGCUCCAUGCCAGAGAGCCCUGUCCCUGCCAGGCCCUGCCUUCCCAGCCCCAACUUGGGACCAAAGUGCAAGACGGGAUCACGGGUUGGGGUGUCCAAGUGACCCCUCUCUAUAGUGCUUCCGUGGGCCAAGUCGACACCAGCCCCCUAGCGGGGUGGGAUGGGCGGUGCUUAAAGAGGAAGGGGACCAGUGUAGCAACUUGCCAGGGACCCCACCCCUCCCUCACAUCCGGGCCUGUGCAGUGGGCGUGGGGAUUCUCCUAAGGGGCCAAAGGCCUGGGCUUGUUCGGUAUCCUCUGCUCCCUUGUUCUUAUCUGGUCACAUGCACACUCCUAGAUGCAGAUUGUUUUGAACUUUAAAACUGUUCGAUUUGGUUUUGUUUGUACCAAUUUAAAAAAUGUUUUAAUGGGGAAAAUUUGGGGGAGAACCGUGGGUAGGGCCUGGUUCCUUUGCUUCUCGGGGAACUACAAGGCCUCGUCUGGAGGACCGCUCUCUGCUCCACUUUACUGGAAGCUGCCUAAGCCUGUCCACGCCGUCCAAGCCCUGCGCCCGGAUAUGACACGUGGCUCCGGUCGCGUCUGGGCGCGGCUGCGUUUUCUCGGGACCUUGCGUGCAGGGGAGGGAGUGCUCAGGCCUUAUACCGAGCCCACCCUUUCUGUACACCUAGCGCUGCCCGCCCCGCUUGUGUCUGAGGUCGUGUAUGUCAAAAUAAAGCCGCUAGAAACUGA